CUCGGUUUCAGUUCAUCCAAUCAUUACCCAUCACCCAGCAAUCUAGCCAAGCCAUUUGAUUGCAUGGGUUAAAAAUUUUCUCAGAUUUUUUUUGUGUUCCGUUUUGUUUUCUUUCCCUGACGACUGAAGAUGGCGGUGUCAUUUGUCACUGGACUUCUGACGCUGAUAUUAGGAUACGCCUACCCGGCGUAUGACUGCUACAAGACGCUGGAACUGAACAAACCGCAGAUCGAUCAGUUGCGUUUCUGGUGUCAGUACUGGAUUCUCCUCGCGUUUCUGACGACUUUGGAGAGGAUCACCGAUUUCACGGUGUCAUGGCUGCCGAUAUACGGGGAGGCAAAGCUUGCGCUCGUGCUCUACCUGUGGUACCCAAAAACAAGAGGCGCGAAGCACGUCUACGAGAGCUACCUGCAGCCGCUGCUGGCGAGGCACGAGGCGGACAUUGACCGCGGCCUGCUGGAGCUGCGCGGCAGGGCCAAGGACGCCACCGCGUCGCACCUCCGGGCCGCCGCGUCAUUCGGGCGAGCCUGCUUCGCCGACGUCACCGGCCGCGUCUCGUCGCAGCUGCAGGCGGCGAGCAGCGGCGGCCGCCCCGGCCAGGUGGAGAAGCGACCGGAGAUUAAUCCGGAGGAGGAGGAAGAAGAAGAAGAUGAGGACGCGACGGUUAGCAAGACGAGAUGAUGAUGAUGACGAAUGACGACGGCGUCGUUGACAACGGCAGGAGUGGAUGAAUUGACCGUGGAGGGCGUCAACCUGAGCACUGAUGAAGACGAUCCGAUGAACGGGUGAUGGAUCGCCGUGCCCGUGCGGUUCGAUCGAAUAGUGCCUUCUUCUAAAGCUCACCAGCCGAUCCGACAUUGUGCAUUUUCUUCCUUUUUCUUUUCUUCUGGGCAUGUACCAUUAGAAAGUUCACAAUCUAAUCU
Molecule: messenger RNA, 923 nt
Organism: Oryza brachyantha (malo sina)
Lineage: Eukaryota; Viridiplantae; Streptophyta; Magnoliopsida; Poales; Poaceae
Product: HVA22-like protein i
Exons: 6
Coding region: 130-681 (183 amino acids)
Source: RefSeq, a predicted model, not a curated record